ACUUAAUUAUUCCAUAGGACCUUAUUGGCUGAGAAUGUUUGCUUGAGUCAUGACUUUAUCACGAGGUGGUCUUAGCGGAGUGCAUAGUCGCAGAAUGUAGUAGACUAUGUACUGUGACAUAGGAGUUAACUAGCUGCUAUAGUCAACGUGUAGAGAUAAACAACCGGCAAAUAUUGGAAUAUCCAUAUGUUCAUUCCUUACAUGUUUGAAUAAAUACAGUCGUCCUUUCCAUUGUUCUUUUUCUUCUUGAUUUUUCAACAGAAGUUCUCUGGCUUUAAUAUAUGCGAUAAGCCCUUUAAUUUUCGCUCACUGACAUUGAAUAUAUUUAAUACAAUUGACCGUCGAUGGAUACAUAUUUAAUCACGCCGUUUAAGCACUUGCGAGCCAAAUUUUCUCGGUAGGCAUAGUUACACCUAGGUCAAUUCAUCUCAUUUGAUCCUCUCCAGUCUGAGGAACAACCACAAUGAAAACUAGAAUAAAUAAUUCGACAGUUCGCUCGUCCCCACGUAUUGAUGAUGGGUACGACCAUUUAAUGGACAUCCUCGCCGAGAUGCGCAGCCAAGGCGUCGCAGUUCCCCCUGUACUCCGUAAUCUUACGGUACAGUUGCUGAAAGAAGCUAAGGAGGCGCAGGAUGAGACUAAGCACCUCAUCAGUAAAUACACCCACCUACAAGCCGAACACACGCAACUGGCGCUAGAAUUCAACCACUACUGCGAGGACGAUAAUAAAGGAUGGCAAGAUAAAUCCAAGGAAUCGCUGUGUGACGACAUGCGGCGAUCCGUUGAUGCAGCGAAUGCCUCCAGUCAUAAGUCCCGAGAGGAGACGAAGCGCAUGUUCACCGAGCACCUCGUCAUGACGAAUGAGUUAGCUACUCUGCGAGCGGAGGUAGCCCAGCUGAGGAAGGAGAACGAAGAGCUGAAGGAGAAGAAUAAUUGAGGGGUUACACGCCCUCUAGCCAUGGCGGACAUCGUUCCCCCGGAUGUGGGAAGCCAGCUCGACAGUGGUGGUGUGCUGACCAUCCAUUCCAGGGGUCUCGGAAGACGAUAUGCAGGGUUUUGGCCAAUUUUUAUUGUCGCAAGACUUCUUAAUACUGUAUAUUUACUCCUUCCGUGUUAGAAUACGUCUUUGAUUUCACAGCUACGCGUUACGGGUUUUUUCAUGGGAAUGAAUAACGACAGCUACCCCCAACUUUCGGACUUUUUGACUUAGUAAGGCAACUUGUGAUGUGAAAAGAGCAUAGAAUUCAGUCGGGAUUAAUUUACAGGCCUAUCGAGGUACGUACCUAAGGGACCUCUCAGAGUUAUGAA
This is a messenger RNA of Hypoxylon trugodes, 1308 nucleotides long. RefSeq lists its product as uncharacterized. NCBI's taxonomy places the organism in Eukaryota, Fungi, Ascomycota, Sordariomycetes, Xylariales, Hypoxylaceae. The record is from RefSeq and is a predicted model, not a curated record. Bases 464 to 937 code for a protein of 157 amino acids. The transcript has 4 exons.